Messenger RNA from Micropterus dolomieu (smallmouth bass), 837 nucleotides. RefSeq names its product tryptase-like. Gene Ontology annotation, molecular function: serine-type endopeptidase activity. The transcript is spliced from 4 exons. The annotation marks the transcript as partial. Lineage: Eukaryota; Metazoa; Chordata; Actinopteri; Centrarchiformes; Centrarchidae. The record is from RefSeq and is a predicted model, not a curated record. Gene Ontology annotation, biological process: proteolysis.
UUCAGGCGUAAGCACGAGCACUCUGACUGUGUCUCUGGGUCUCCAGAGUCUACAGGGAUCAAACCCCAAUCAAGUGUCUCGGACAGUAUCACAGAUCAUCAUUCAUCCCAACUUUAACUCUGGAACUUUUGAAAACGACAUCUGCCUCCUGAAGCUCUCCUCACCCGUGACUUUCACCACCUACAUUCAGCCCGUCUGUCUGGCAGCCACAGGCAGCACCUUCUACAAGGGGACUGUCUCCUGGGCCACCGGCUGGGGCAAUGUUGGAUCUGGAGUGUCCCUUCCUUUCCCACAAAACCUAAUGGAGGUGCAGCUGCCAAUUGUAGGAAACAGAGAGUGUACCUGUAACUACGGAGUGAGCUUGAUCACAAACAACAAGAUGUGCACUGGGUUCAGUGCUGGAGGAAAGGACGUCUGUCAGGGGGAUGGAGGAGGUCCGCUGGUGAGCAAGCAGGGCGGUCGCUGGAUCCAGGCGGGAAUCACUAGUUUUACCAGUAGUAGGGGCUGUGCCCAGCCUAAUAUCCCAUCAGGCUACACCCGAGUGUCCCAGUAUCAGUCCUGGAUCAACAGCCGGAUCACCAGCAACCAGCCAGGCUUCAUCACCUUUACCUCCGCUGGGACCGACGGUGACCUCAGCAUAAGAUGUCCUGCCUCCCCACCCCCAGCAGCUCAAGUGUGUGGUCAGCCAACACUCAACACCAGGAUUGUUGGAGGACAGGUGGCCUCUGCAGGCAGCUGGCCCUGGCAGGCCAGUCUGCAAACCUCUGGCUCCCACUUCUGUGCAGGAACCCUCAUUAACAAUGACUGGGUGCUGACUGCUGCUCAAUGCUGCUCAAG